UGUAUACCCAGCGCUAGCCAUAUGCGCCCCGCACCGCACCACUCUGGAUAUCUGGGAAUAAAAACCAACUUCCCCUGUGCUGUGGCAACCUCUGCAAAAAACACGGGGCAGAUCACGGAGGAGAUUACCCUGAGUGCUGCUGCUGCCCCGAGGAUCGUCCGGCCACCACAACACACACAGAGGACAAAAAGCAGAGACCGGGAAGGACGCGCACUGUUGGGAGGAAGAGGUGAAACCUCAGGAGGAGCCCCGACCCCAAGCCCUCGUCCUCGGAGGAAGUGCACUUGAGCGCCCCUGCUGUCUGUGAUGCCCUCCCAUGACGCCCAGGUCGGUAGCUGACACUGCCAGUGAGCGGGAGACGCCACUGCACAACCGGUCCUGGGCCCACGCCGUCAGCCGGUUCUCGCCCUCCCUCUCACACGCUGGAGACUCCAACUCCACUCACCCACAAGGAUCCACACUCAUCAGCUACAAUCCACCCCAGUAAGAUUCGCUUGAAAGCCGACGCCCUGACGUCCUCCACCACCAGCAGCAGCACCUGUCAGAAACCACAAUAUCGUCAAUACAAUCAGCAACACCAGCAACGCCAUAACCAGCUGCAGCCAUUAUGUCCAGUCGAAGAAAGUCCUCCACCCCUUGCAUGGUCCGGGUCGUCAACGACCUGCCUGAUGAGCAGGACGACCCGGAGGAGGUCAUGGACAUCCAAGCAUUGCCGGGCGACGUCGUGUCAGAACAGUCCGAAUCUGCAGAAAACAGCCAAGACUCACGGCCGGAGAAUCAAGUGGACCCAGACCAGCAGACAUUUCUAAAACCGGUGGAAGAAGGGAAAGGGGGGCGGUCUGGGAAAGGAGACCAAACCCCUGUCAUUGAAGAGGUCGUAGCCAGACUGGCAAAAGACAAGAAAGACAAAGAAUCUGACCAGGCGUGCCAGAAGAAGCAGCCGAGAGGCUACGAGUGCAAAUAUUGCCCAUUUUCAACACAGAACCUGAAUGACUUUAAGGAGCACGUGGACUGCAGCCACCCUAAUGUCAUUCUGAAUCCACUGUACCUCUGUGCUGUGUGCAACUUCAACACCAAGAAGUUUGACUCGCUCACAGAGCACAACGAGAGCCGGCACCCGGGCGAAACGAACUUCAAGUUCAAGAGACUAAAAAUGAACAAUCAGACUAUCUUAGAGCAGACAAUCGAAGGCAAAGACAAUUCAACUGAAUGCGAAAUGACAAAUGAACAAGGUGAAGGCAACAUCAGCCCUGUGUUUCCACCUUGCAUAUCUACCACGGUGAAAACCCCAGGUAACAUGCAGCCCCUCUAUGGAGGGUCUGCGCUAAAAAGCCAGCUGGACAGCCUGAUCCAGAAGGAUCAAAUCACAGCGCUGAACAUCAAUGGAACCGUCAUCAUACCUGAACCCACCAUCCUCCAAGGGCUCUCCCAUGUCUCCCCGAUGCUCCAGCGCCCACCCAACUUUAACUCUGUACCAAAAAUAGCUGUUCCCUUGAACACUACCAAAUAUAACCCUUCUUUAGAUGACAACCUGACAUUGAUCGCCUCUUUCAAUAAAUUCCCUUAUCCGACGCAUGCUGAGCUGUCGUGGCUGACAGCGGCCUCCAAGCACCCGGAGGAACAGAUCAAAGUUUGGUUCACCACCCAACGGCUGAAGCAAGGCAUCACCUGGUCCCCAGAGGAGGUGGAAGAAGCCAGGAAGAAAAUGUUCAACGGCUCCAUCCCCCCUGCCCAUCACACAUUCACCAGCAUGCCUACAAGCCCGGUUUCUCAGUCGUCCACCAAAGCCUCCAAGCAGCCCGUUGUCCACACGACAGUCAGACAUCCAUGUCACGUCCGGACAACUGCGUUCAACGGGUGUAGCGUCGUCACUACUACAAAAUCUGCCAUCGGAGUCCCAGCUGGUUCCAGCCACACCCUAAAACGAUCCCUGCCGACGCAUCUCACAUCAGUGUUCGGCCCGGAGUCCAAGCGGCCCAUUAUGGCAGUUGCUCCCCAUUCCGGCGACCCAAAAGACAAGGUCCUAAUGGCUCCCCCUCCUCCUCCUCCCCCCCAGAAAGACCGCUUCCCAAUGGCUCCACCUCCAGUACGCUCAGAGAUGAAGAGACCUGUAGCAGCUCCUUUGGUUAAUGCAGAAAUGAAGAGGCCAUCCGCUGCUGUGCCUUUACUACCGUCAUUGUCAUCGUUGUCGUCAUCUUCAUCAUCCAAAGGGAAACAUGUCACCGCAAUAGGAAAUCCCAAAACCAGGCCAAUGGUCUCUCUGCCCUCCAUUAUGUUUCCAGAGUCCUUAACGCGGCCAACAAUAGUUCCUCCACCCAUCCUUGCACCAUCAUUUAAAAACACGUUCCUUGUUCCCCGCAGCGGGCCCAUCAUUUCCAAAGAGAAACAUGCCAACACCCACACUUUGCCAGCUUCCGAUCUGAAUCUGCCCAGCUCUCCCCCACUCAUCAACUCACAGAUAAGGAGGCCAACCAUUAUCCAGUCCGUUCGCACUCCAGCUAAAGGCCCUUCCCAGAUUCAAGGGUUCCCUCUGGAUAGCAAGGCAUCAAAGGAGCAGCAAGGAUUGGAGGUGAAGGCCAGCUAUCCUGGAGGCGAUACGGUCGCCAGUCUUCUGGCGGAGGCCAAUGGGUCGCCAUUUCUGGAUGGUAAACGGUCCCAGGAUCAGACAUCCCACGCUCACAAUAAUGGAAUCAUACAUUUGGAUGUUGGAGAGACGCCAGCAGCCCAAAAACCAGAUUUUCAGCAAAAGACCUCGGUGCUGACCCAGUUCCCUUUGCUGGAAAGAAUGAAAGGAAAAACAGCAAAACAGCUCAAGAUCUUAGAGGAGAAUUUCUUGCGAAACAGCUUUCCUUCCCACGGCGAUGUAGACUACCUGGUAGCAGCUACUGGCCUGUCUCAUCAGGAAAUAGAGAGCUGGUUUGCGGAGCGCCGCGCACUCCGGGACAACCUCGAACAAGCCCUUCUCAACUCCAUGGGCACUAAGAGGAUGGGCAUCGGUGGUGUGGCUGGCCUAAGUGAAAAACAGCUACACCAGCAGCACCAGACUCAACAGAUGAAUGGGAUUCACAAAACAAGCACCAGUGUGGGCAGUCUUAAAAGCCCUCCCCAACCGCUGCACCCCCUCUCCAUCAAUGCUCCCAGCACCACUGCACCCUCCAUUCCCAACUCGAAUUCCUGCUCAGUGCCUCCGGACAGUCGAUCCCUGGCGCUCCUCAAGGACGAUUUUGCUCAAACGCAGUGGCCUUCCCUUGAGGAGUUCAGCCAACUGGAGGGUCAGAUGGGACUGGCUCGCUCUGAACUCAGUCGCUGGUUCACCGACACCCGGCUGCAGAGCGGCGGCAUGGAGUUGACAGAACUUUUUCACAAAAAUGGAUUGAACGGAGGCCAGGGUGGGAAACCUGUGAGCUCCCCAGAGAACACUCCAUCCAGCAUCAUCCAACGCUGCCAGGAAGCAGCCGUCAUCAACAACAAGAGUAAAGUGCUGGAGGUCGAUGUGGGCUGGCUCAUGGACCAGCGCUCCAACAGCCUCAACAGUCAACAGCACGCCGAGCUCCACAACCGGUUUGCUGGCAGACUGAGGCAGCAAAGUGCGGCCGAGCUGAAGAACGGCGGGCAGAACUGGGGGGUGAUGGGAGGAGCGCGCGAGGUGUUCGGGAGCUGGCUGGAGGACGGACACUUCCGGAGAGGACGGGAGCUGCUCCUGGACCGGGAGAGGAAGAUGGCGGAGGACGCGUCCGGCCGGCUGACUGGAUAACUGGAGGAAUCAGGACUGGCCUCCUCCGCCACUGCUGCUGCUGCUGGAACGUCCUUAAGGAAAGGAAAUGAAGAACGGAGCAACACAGAAAAGAACCUGCUUUCUUUUUUCUUUUUUUUUCCUUUUUUAAUUAGCAAAUAUCGUUUUUUUUUUUUCUUUUUUUUCGGUUUUUUUUUUUUUUCUUUUCCUAGUUUUUACCGAUUUUAAUGAUUGUCGCAUGCAAAGGUCCCGCAUAACAUCGUCCUCCGUCACGUCGGAGUUAAUCUGGUCCGGGUUCACGACCCCAGGGUUCCCCGGCGGAGACGUCACAUUCCCGACAACUAGGGGGGGCUUAAUUAAGACGGACCCUCGGAGGCGGCGGCUUUUAUUUCGUUGAGGGAGCGGGCCGGGCGCGCAUAUCCAAAAUCUGAAGAGCACAAAGGCAAAAAUCCAGUGUCGCCAUCCUAAUUGAAAACCCCCGGCUUUCCAGCGGAUCCCAGGCUUCUGCUCCAGUUCUCUGGGCGCGGCGGCGAGCGUUUGCAGCAGUAUUGUAAAGCAGGUCUUCUCCCCGCGUCCGCCCGCCCGAGCGAGGCCGAGGACACAAAAACACCGCAGGAGAUAAGGCGCACAAAUGAGAAGCUGAUUUAUGAGGCCAUAAAUAUGCAGGAGGGUUUUCAGUGUGUUAAAGUCCGAACUUGGGAUGGGAUUAUUUAUAGAGGCUCGCCGGGGACGUCUGCGGAGAGAACAAAAAUCCUCCAAAAUAGCGUCCUUUUAACAUUCUUCAGAUAGUUCUGGCCCAUUAAAACUGUAUUUACAUUAUCAAUCAAUCAUAAAUUAGCAUCAAUGCAUUUGUCUUCCUCAUCAAAAGUGAAAGUUACCACCAAGGCAGUAUUUUAUCUUCUAAAUGACUUCUUCUACAGGUAAAUUAAUCUUGAUGCUCUUCAGUAUAGUUGAGGUCUGUUAGAUGAAUUGAACAGUUUUCUCUCAAGAUUUUAACCCUGGAAGACCAGAAAGAAAUGUAUUGUAUCAUUUUGACGCACUAUGAUGUCUUUUCCACCAUCACAAGUGGUGUAAGAUUUAAUUUAAGGGUUUUUAAGUACACUGAGGGGAAUUUUAUAAGCAUAUAGACCGACUUGACCGCCGGUAAUACGGUACGUUUCCAUUCCCCGUUGCACAUUUGCACUUGAAAUGAAAAAAAAAACAAAACAAACACCAGCAGCUCAGAAACAAUUCCUUUAUCGCCACAAAACAUCCAAGUUUCUGAAUAAAAAAAUCAAUACUCGAGCGCUCGGCUAAAAGUUUGGAGAGCAGGUCUGAUAUUUGUGUGAAGGUUAAAGUUAAACCCCCUUCACUAACGAUCAGACCCAUUUGUUUUCCUCCAAACAUCCUCCUCCUCCUCCUCCGAAGGGAAGCCCGGCUCGCUCUCGUUAGCGCCCGAGUCUCCGGUAAUCACCGCGUCUUUACAUUCUCAACUAUUUCCACAACAGUAGACUUUAUUCCUUGAUCUUGCACUUUAACUGCGAGCCCCCUUCGUAAGCCCCUUAAAAUCCCACGACUCUCCGGUCUGGAGGAAGCAUGCGAGAGGGGGGGAUUAGCGGGUCGUGAACCCGACGGAUGGACGGACGGACCGGGAAAGACGUAGCCGCCGAGGUGAUGUUGUGCGUGACCUGCGUUGCCAUGGAGACGGGAGGAACUUAGUGGAGGGGAAGGUGAAACCGGAGCACUGAAUGUGUGCCUGCAGCAGCGGUCUGACUGUACCGACGGACAGACGGACGGACCGACAGACAGACAUGCGGACCGACAGACAGGGUGGAUCUAAAAACAAACAAACAAACGAGAAAAAAACACAAAAAAAAUCUACAAAAAAAAAAAAAAGAACAACAAAAACGCCGAGUGCCAAAGCUGGGAUCUGCUGCAUUCUCACUACACUUUUGAAAAAAAGGGUUGUUCUUCUUGUUCGAUGUAAAUAGGAUAUAUAUGUUUGUUUGUUUUAGUUUUCCUGUAUUGAUACAGAUUUGUAAAAUUUUGCGGAAAGUUUGUUACAUUUUGUAAAAUGGGAGCAACUCCCCCCUCCCCCCGAAACUCCUUUUUUCUUCCUUUUUUUUUCUUUUUUUAAAAAAGGAAGAAAAAAAAACCCUCUCGGUUUCGCUCGGCUCUUUUACAGUUUCAUCUUUUGUUUGUUUGUUUGUUUUGCGUUGACAGACUUUUGAGCAAACAUGGUGCACGCAGCUUUUUUUUUUGUUGUGGGGGGGUUCUCUUCCCAUCUAUCCUUCGCCUAAUUUUUUUUUUUUUUUUUUGAAAGGGGGGGGGGUUUGUACUUUACCAGAGUGGAACCACUACAGAAACGAAGGAAGGAAAAAAAAAGAAAGACGAGUUGGCAGCACUUCAGUCGCUUGAUCUUCGUCUAACCGGCACUGGAC
Cololabis saira (Pacific saury) is the source of this 6153-nucleotide messenger RNA. RefSeq names its product zinc fingers and homeoboxes protein 2-like. Gene Ontology annotation, biological process: regulation of transcription by RNA polymerase II. NCBI's taxonomy places the organism in Eukaryota, Metazoa, Chordata, Actinopteri, Beloniformes, Belonidae. The record is from RefSeq and is a predicted model, not a curated record. The transcript is spliced from 5 exons. Gene Ontology annotation, cellular component: nucleus. The coding region runs from base 608 to 3754 and encodes 1048 amino acids. Gene Ontology annotation, molecular function: DNA-binding transcription factor activity, RNA polymerase II-specific; DNA binding.